Teleopsis dalmanni is the source of this 2676-nucleotide messenger RNA. RefSeq names its product protein stoned-A. The record is from RefSeq and is a predicted model, not a curated record. Lineage: Eukaryota; Metazoa; Arthropoda; Insecta; Diptera; Diopsidae. The coding region runs from base 124 to 2655 and encodes 843 amino acids. The transcript is spliced from 3 exons.
AAAAAAGACAAUUACAGUUAGAGAAAAAAUUUAAUUAAUUUAUUUAUGAACAAAUAAUGAAAUAAACGCUUUUUAGUUGUUACAAAAGAGAGACACCGAUUUCGAUGUCUCCGCAAUUAGAGAAUGCUUAAGUUACCAAAAGGUUUAAAGAAGAAAAAGAAGAAGUCAAAAAAAGAUAAAGAACUCUUCACUGAAGAGGAACUCGAACAAUAUAAACGUGACCUUAAAGCAAAGCAAGAAGCUGCUGCUGCUAAAUCAGACGCUGGUGAAUCAGACGCAGCAUCAGACGUUGAAGGUUUAGCGUCAACAGCAUCUGUUUCAGUCGCUGGUGGUAGCAGUUUUAGUGUUGCUACUACUCAAGCAGCUGAAAGCACCGCUGACGGUGCUGAUACCGCUACAACUGUCAAAAAAUCGGAAGAAGACGAAGAGUGGGCAAAAUUUAAGGCACUAACUUCUGGUGUUGAUACUAUACUUCAUAAAACACAAGACGAGCUUGAUCGCAUAAAAAAAGAAUCCUUCUACCAGCGUUUACCUUCUGCAGCUGAAAAGAAACGACUUGAAGAAGAGGAAGCCGCUAAGCGGGAAGCAGAGCGCUUAGAAGAAGAACGUCGUAAGGCGGCAGAGCUUGAGGCUCAGCGUGAUAAGCUUGCAGAGGCUGUAGUUGAAUUAUCAGAAUCAGAACCUGAAGACGAGGAAGUACUUGAUGAUAUCUUUGCAACAGAUUAUAUUGAAGCUAUAACAAGUGGUGAAGUUCAACUAGCCGUUGUUCCUGAAUCACCAGUACUUGAAAUCGACGAGGGUCCUGAUCCGUUCGAUACUGCUUACGCUGAGAAAGUAAUUGUUGGCGCAGAUAAAACUAAGGGUAAUAAAAAGCUUGUCAGCUUAGGUGCGGCUGUUGAGGUACUCUCUGGCCGUGUUGAUCGUGAGCACGCGUUAGCUUUAUCCAAACCUAAACGCAAACAACGUAAAGGCAUACAGAAUCUUUUGUUAAGUGAAAGUGUUGAUUUUGGCGACACUGAAGCUGAUAUUGUAGCGGUUGAACCACAAAAGAACUUACUUGAUGAGCUUGUUGAUGAUGUGCCUGAAACUGAUGCCCCAAUCGACUUAAGUGUUUCUUUACAUUUAAAUUUUGCUCCACCAAAAAAGGUAGAGAACGAAGAAAACGACGAAGAAGUAAAUACUAAUUUUGAUUUAUCAGAGUUUGAUACUUUAAAAGAUGAUGAAGAUGACGAGUUUGCUGAAUUAGCAGCAGAGUCAUUGAUAAAAAAAGAAGAAGUCAAAGUUAUAACAGAAAUCCCACUUCCACAGGCAGAAGUUUUAAGUGAAACUUUUGAAUCUGAUUGGGCAGAGUUUGAAAAGACACCCGAAGAAAACACAACAGAAGUAGGAAAAGAUAAACCAAGUCGACCACCACCACCAGUACGGCCAGCAAGCGGUCCACAUAUUGUACCAGGUGCUAUAUACGUUAGCGAUAACGAAGACGACAAUUUAGACGACGAUCCAUUUAACACUGCGUACGCAGAACAAGUUAUUAAAAAGACUACCCUUUUAGAAGAAGACGACGACUUCGACCCUCGUGCUGAAGAAAAGACCGGUCCACCUGCAAAACCGCCUCCACCAUCUGCAAGUUUACUCUCACAACCUACACGUGAUUUGUUAGGGGGCAGCGCUACUGACUUAUCGAAAGUAGGUCCAAGGCCCAUUGCACCAACUCAAGAAGUAGUUGAGAACGACAUUGAAAACUUCGAUCCCUUUGAUACUUCUGCAAUUUCUGCUCUAGUACAGCCAAAAGCAACAGAACUAAAAUUUAUUGAAAAGGAACUCUUAACAGAAAAUAACCUUAAACAUUCCCUUAGUGAUCCUGAUUUUGAUCCGCGUGCAGAAGAAUCCACACAAGCAACUGCAUCAGUAAUACAGAUACAACCACCGCAGGCUGAUUUCGAUACUGCACGUCGUAAGUCUUCCUUGAGUUUAAAUAUACAAUCUAAAAGUGUUGCAUUUUUAGUUCCUGAUCAAGAUUUGCUUUCCAUAGCUAAUGACGGCUCAGGAAACAAAAAACCAUUAACACCGUACUACGCACCAACUGCUACUACGAUUCCCGAAAAAGAAUCAGAAGAUCCUUUUGAUACAUCUUACGUACCAGAAACAAAGCCAACAGAGAUUGAACUCAAGCACCUAGAAAAAGAUUUAUUAACAAAGUCGACACUAAAACAUAGUAUUUCAGAUCCAGAUUUUGAUCCAAGAGCACCACCAACACCUGUUUCAGCAGAGGAGUUACUGGCAGUUAAAGAAAACAUAAAUAUUAAAGUAUUAACACCGGCUCAAGAAAGUAAAGACUUAGCUGACGAGGAACUUGUUAUUGAUCCAUUUGAUACAUCAAUUGCCUCAAAUCUUCAACCAGGAAAAGCUGAGCUGAAACUAUUAGAAAGUGAACUUCUGCCAAGUUCUGAAUUAGAAGUGACUACUGGAGUACUCGAUUUGCAAACAGACGCUCAGGAACUAGGCUUGGGUGAUAAAGUAUUAACACCAUCUGUACCAGUAAAGCAAUUAACAUUACCAGAAGAUAUUGAUCCUUUUGAUACUUCAAUUGCUGAAAAUCUUGCACCAGGAGAAACAGAAAUAAAAUUGUUAGAAAGUGAACUUAUUGAACGUUAGAAAUAAACGAGUUUAAAAAAA